AGUUUGUUUUUUCAACUUUUGAAGCAUACAUUUCGUUAUAAGCUGCUUAGUAGCUGAUAUUAACUGAUCCCUGAGGUCAUUAUCAAAUAGAUAUGUACUCGAUUUGACGUAAAACAACAGUUUGUAUUCAGUUUAAUUCAUAUUUAUUGAAAAUGGUGUCGACAGAAGUAAGAAACUCAUUAUUAAUAUUCAUUCUUUUUAUACAAACCGUUCUGUCACAAACUAAUACUUUCGUUGAUGUUAAAGUUUCUUUAAUUUCGAAAAAACAACCAACUAAAAAAGAACAAAUUACAAUAACGUCCAACAACUUACCGCACAGUCUCAUCAAUUAUGAUCCCGAUGUUUACGAUUCUAUUAAAAUUGAAGGACAAUUUAUACCAAAGAUAUACGAAGGGGCGUUCAAAGGUUUAAAUGUAACACAAUUAAUGAUCAUCAAAACUGAUUUGAGAGAAUUAGAAGUUGGUGCUUUCAAGGACAUUAAGAAACUUGAUUCGUUGGUGGUCGCGGAAAAUUCGCUCAAAUUUGUCAAGAAAGGAAUAUUCACAAACUUAUCGAUUACUAAAUUGUAUCUUGAUGAUAAUAAAAUAAAAUCAGUCGAAGGUGGUUCCUUCGAGGGUAUGAAAAAGAUAACGUCCAUAGUAUUGAGUGUAAAUUUUAUCAAAGUAAUCGAAAAAGGAUCUUUUAAAGAUUUAGAAGAAUUAACGUCAAUCAGAAUCGAUUUUAAUAGGAUAGAAAGAAUCGAAGAAGGUGCUUUCGAAAAUUUACCAAAGCUAUCUAAGUUAGAUCUGGAUAAUAAUAAUAUAAAACAAAUAGAAGCCAGCUCAUUUGUGAAUUUACCAGCACUUACUGUCCUUUUAUUGCAAGUCAACGAAUUGGAAAGAGUUUCACUGAAAAAUCUGAAUAGUUUGAUAGUUUUGUGGUUGUUCGACAACAAACUGAAAUCUUUGGAUAUAGGAAUGUUGAAUGGAUUGAAAAGUUUAUCGAAAGUGAACGUUACCGAAAACAGAAUCACGUAUCUCGAAGGAACGGCUGUACGUUCUUUCGAAAUGCAUUAUCUGGAUCUAUCAUAUAAUAAUAUCACUAGUAUCGGUGAUGGAUGUUUUAACGGAUCUAAUAUACAAGAUUUACUUUUGAACAACAACCAAAUAUUAAAUAUAUCGCCGUCAGCUUUCAAGUCAUCCAAGAUAAAGAAGCUUCUACUACAUAAUAAUCGCAUAUCCAAAAUAAACAACGAUACGUUUGCUAAUUUAGAAAUGGACGAACUCACAUUGAACAAUAACUUAAUAUCAGAUAUAGACGAAGGCGCUUUCCAGAAUGCAGCCAUCAGAUCUAUAAAUCUCGAUGGAAAUAAACUGACCAGUAUCAAACAUGGUGUUUUUGAUACGGUUAGAUUGAGAUAUAUUUCAAUUUUGAAAAAUGACGCUAUAAACGACAGAGCUUUUAAUAACGUUUCCAAUCUUUGGGAUAACAGUUCGACAAAAUUAUCUUAGAACUUUUAAGGAGUACCAAAAAGUAUUUUUUUUUUAAAUAUAACUCAUGCAACAAAGUAAUUUUUUCUUUUCCAUUGUGAAACUACGAUUGGAACUAUUGGAAACUUUGAAAUAAAUCACACAUCAAGAUGAGUAGUGCAACGCAUUUAUUUAUUUCAAUUGAAAUUUUAUAAAUUUUUAUAUUCUUUAUAAACAAGUAAUUUUUUUGGAACAAUUAACUUUUUUGUUAUAGACCCUGCAAGCAUGUCUGGCUGCUAUCUUGAUUACGCUUCUCAUACUAUUUUGUGAUAAAAUUUUUCACCGCGUUAAUUUUUUUACUGAAAUCGUGUUAUACAGAAAAAAAAUUAAAGAAGUAUCUACGAAAUUGCUUAAAAGUUUGUGAUCUGCAUCCAGGAAUUUUUUUUACUUCGAUAAAAGCCAAGCAUUUUUUUACUAGGUCUGAAACUACAUAAAAAAAAUUUUUUUGCUAAUUUUUUUAUGUCAAGAUGGUUGAAAAUGCCUUUUUUAAUUUCCAUCACAGUCAAUCUAGGAAAUUUGGUUUCAAGAAACGAAAAUUCGGGUCCGUCUUUGGGGAGGAGUUUGGUCUUAGAAGUACCAGGCCCAACAAAGAAAAGACAGAAAUUCUGGACAAAUAUAUUUAUUUUUCAACUCAUACUAGCUCCAUACAUUUUUCCCAACGAUGUUCAAUGAGUUCGAUUUGAUAAUUCUAAGACUUUUAUUUAUUAAUUUUGGCCAUUACAAUAAUGUAUGUGUGAGCUGGUGCAUUUUCUUUAUGAAACAAUAAAUUUUUCUUAGCCAAAUGCGACUGGUUCUAGUGCAGGCAUUCAAACCCAAAAUGGUGUCCGAUUUUCCUGAAAAUUUAGAAUUAAGCUCAUAUUCACCUCCAUAUCAAGAUCUACAUGGUCGCAAGGUGUGCAAAUUGUUUUUAAGGGGUGAAAACCACCCCUUAUCGAAAAAUAUCAAUAUUAUAGUUGUUCCUACUUUUUUUCAGUUCAAAUUUUUUUCGUGUAUGCAGCAUAAAUAUCUUAACAUAUUGUAUAAUAGAAAAUUUAUAUAUUUUGAAGUAUCAACCCUUAAAAAUCUUUAGAAUCUACCAUUCUGAUGAAAAUAAUAUAGGAAAAAAUCUUUUAACCAUUUAAAACAUUGCAAUUUUAUUUUUACUGUGAAAAAUUCAAAGCGUUUCAAUAAAAUUGGUUAUUAAUUAUCAUUACUCAACCCUUAAAAACUACCCCUUUGCAGAGAAUGAUAUAAAAAUAAAUCUAAUGACUACUAACUUUUGGAUUUUUCAUUCUUUUUGGUAUUAAAGUUUCUACUUUUUUAUUGUCUAUACCCUGUCAAUCCUUAAGAAAAAAAUUUUAAUGACUGUCAAUAUUUUAAUUCUGAAUUCUUUCGGUAUCCAAGUGUAUUGACUGUUUAUUUGUUUUUGUAUCUCUUAUAGUUAUGGAGAGAAAAAAAAGUAUUAUUUAAUGCUCAUUUUUUUCAAAAAUAUGUAUUUCUAAUCAGUGAAACUCUCAAAUGUCGUAAAUAACAUCCAAAUAAAGUAUUAAUUUUGAUUUUCAAUGAAAUAGCAUUAGUUUUAGUGUAAUUUUUUUAGCUUUAACUAUUUUACAUCAUAUCUCACUGAAAUUUCAAUCGAAACGACUUUUAUCAGUAAUCAUUUGAAAGGUCUUUUUAAGCUCUUUAAAAAGUAUUCUGUGACAUUUUGUUGAAAAAUAUACCCUUUUCCCGUUAUUUUAGGUUAAAUGUUCAAUUACGUAAAACAAAAGCUAUUCAAGUAUCUAUAACUUGCUUAGGUAGAACCUUAUGAUCUUAAAAUAAAGCUCAAUUCUUUCGUUUUCUUAUAAGCUUCAUUUUUGUUCCUCACACUUUUUUCGAUAAAAUACAUCAUUACAGAGUUAUACGUAAAAAACUAUUGAAAAUGCGGUUUUUUUGACGAAAAAUCGUACUUUUCAAUUGCGAAUAACUCAAAAACUAUUGAUCUGGCGAAAAAACUUUAUAUGACAUUUUUUACUUUAAUUUUGCUGAUCUUCCGAAUUCUGGGGUUGCACAUUUCGGCACUAUGUAGAUCUCGCUUUUUAGAUACACACCAAUCAUUUAUCAAAUGAAUUUCAAAUAAAUCGGUGCUGCAUUAAAUAAUUCGGAAAGGAAAUGCUUGAAUACCUGGCCUAUUUGCUUGAUUUCUUCGCUCAAAUGCUGCAAUAAAUUCGUAUAAUAUUCGCCAGUGAUAGUUUUUCCUUUUACAAGGUAAGCAAAGAAAAUUAUUCCACGUCCAUCCCGAAAAACCGAGGCUAUGACCAUUCUUGCAGACGGAACGGUCUUUGUCUUCUUUGGAGCCGCUUCUCCCUUUUCAAUUUAUCGUUUUGAUUGUUCUUUUGUUUUAAUGGACCCACGUUCCAUCCAGGGUUAUGAAACAUUGUAAAAUACUCGAAGGAAACAUCUUCACGACGUUAUUUUUGUUCCAUUGUGAGCAAACGCGGCACCCAUUUUGCGCACAGCUUUCUCGUGCCUAAAUUUUCAGUUAAUAUGCGAUGUACCGCACUUUUUGAAAUGCCUAAUAUGACUGCUAGCUUGCGUACUUCCAAUCGAUGACCAUCCAGCAUCGCUUUGUGGAUUUUCUUCAACAUUUCUGGAGUCAUUUCCUCAUUUGGUCGACCAUUGCGAUGCUGGUCUUCGCCUCAUUUAAACUCUGCUACCCAAUAUUUUACCGCUGUCUCACUCAGAGAGAUCUAGUUCAGCUUUUAUAUUGUCUUUCAAACAAAUACCAAAUAACGUAGCGUCUUCAAACUUGAAACAUAAGUUGUAUAGAUUGUGUACUUUCUAAUAUAAACGUAAAUCUUCGAGUAUAAUAUCUUCCUGAUAACUUUGGCCCGUCACGUGACCCCUUAUAAAAGUACGGACCCACGAGAUCUACCCCAUGGAUACCUACCCACACACGAGCACCUCAGACAGGUUUGAUUAUUUCUUGAUUCUUUUUUCGAGCGCAUUGCCUACUUUAUGCCGACUCAUGUAUAAAACUUCAUAUUUCUAGCCGAAUUAUAUUUGUAAACUGACAAAUCUAGAUAUUAAUGUCAUUUGGUUGGCUAGUCCAAGUAACGAAUGAUCGGAAUUAUUAGAUAAACAACCUAUUUUAGAGCUUUAGAACUCAAAAGCAUUCGAUCGCUAAUAUUUUCCGUAUAAUCGAAAUACGUCCUUUGAAGAUAUCAUUGAUGUCGAUUUCUUUCAUUUCUAGUUGCUAUCGACCAAGUUAACGGUUUUAAAAUAGUCGAAAAACAUUUUAAUCCGGUCAAUUCAGACAAUCGAAGUUACAUAAAUUCUUAUCAAGCUGCAAAUCAGUAAAAUUGUUUAAAAUACAAUUAAACAUGGAAUUUGAUCAUUUCCAUGUAUGAAAAAUGAGUUUUUCGCUAUUUUCAGCGAAACGGUGAGUUUUAUCAUAAAAAUACAUCGGAUAAAAAUUGUAGAUCAUAAAAUUAUCUACAAAAAACGUAGCGAUACUUUUUUUCCUACGAGCCACCGUUACUGAGAAAUAAUGAUUCAAAAAGCUGUAAAAAUUGUCGUAUUCAACGGUUUCAUCAUUUUCAGCAGUAAAUUUUACAAUAUUGAAAUGAAAUGAGACUUGUUGUGAGUAUUUGUAAGAAAUUUCUAUUGACUUGUGGGAUUUAUCAUAAGUUUUGGUAUUUCUCGUGCAAUCAUCAUAGCCAUUAAAUACGACAGUAAAUCUGAACCAUUACAACUUUCACAAUUAUUUGAAUCGUUAUAUCUCAGAAACGGUGGCUCGUAGAAAAAAAAGUAUCGCUACGUUUUUUGUACAUAAUUUUAUGAUCUACAAUUUUUGUUUGAGGUAUUUUCAUGAUAAAACUUACCGUUGUGCUGAUAAUCGCGAAAAACUCAUUUUUUUAACCUUUGACCUCGAAUAAAAUUUUUUCCAUACACGGAAAUAAUAAGGAACAUUCAAAUUUUAUUUUCAAUUGUAUUUUAUACAAUUUUACUGAUUUUCAGCUUGAUGGGGAUUUAUGUAGCUUCACUACUAUUUUUUGGUCUAAUUUGACCGGACUAUUUUAAUUUCGUACUAACUUCAAUAAGUGGGAAUUUUCGAUUCGACAUGCAUCAUGUAUUCCAACUACCAAAAAAGAAUUAAAA
Molecule: messenger RNA, 5627 nt
Organism: Diorhabda carinulata
Lineage: Eukaryota; Metazoa; Arthropoda; Insecta; Coleoptera; Chrysomelidae
Product: leucine-rich repeats and immunoglobulin-like domains protein 1
Exons: 4
Coding region: 153-1490 (445 amino acids)
Cellular component (GO): extracellular matrix
Molecular function (GO): protein binding
Source: RefSeq, a predicted model, not a curated record